Messenger RNA from Porites evermanni, 6974 nucleotides. Lineage: Eukaryota; Metazoa; Cnidaria; Anthozoa; Scleractinia; Poritidae. The record is from the annotation of a GenBank genome assembly.
AAAAAGCGAGCUCACCGAGCUACAUCGAACGUGUUCGCUAUGUUCGAUCAGAACCAAAUUCAAGAAUUCAAGGAGGCGUUUAACAUGAUAGAUCAAAACCACGAUGGUUUCGUCGAUAAAGAAGACCUACAUGACAUGCUGGCUUCCUUGGGUAAAGACCCAACUGAUGAUUACCUGGAGGAAAUGAUAAAGAUGUCUCCCGGACCAAUCAACUUCACAAUGUUUCUAACAUUGUUUGGCGAGAAAUUGAACGGGACAGAUCCUGAAGAUGUAAUCAACAAUGCGUUUGCCUGUUUCGACGAAGGAGGGAACGGUAAAAUACAUGAAGAUUUUCUUAAAGAGGCUCUAGUUACGAUGGGAGAUAGAUUCACUGAAGAUCAAGUUGAUGAUGUCCUUCGUGACGCGCCUAUUGACAAAGAUGGCUACUUAGACUACAACCAAUUCACUCAUAUUUUGAAGCAUGGGAAAAAGGAGGACGACUAGGGUAACGAUGAGAACUAUAGUUGUCUUCGCUUAGCUCUGAAAAGUCUUUUCCUAACUUAGAUUUAAAAUGGACCUGAAAUUAGUCUUCAUAAAGUGUAUAAUCUUGAUUUUGCUGGGUGUUUAGCGCACAUUUGACACAUCAUUGUCAUCAUCAUCAUCUUCAUCUAAUGAUCAAUGGUGAUCUAGAUAAGCCUGUAAAGCAUCACAUAUGUAAUGCAGAUUUUAUAUCCUUAUCUUUAAUUUACCUCAAAAACCAUUGAGGUGAACAAAGAAGUCAAAGUUAUAUUUUACCAUAAUUUCUCUUCAUACACGCUAUACUAUUUUUUCGGAAAAAAGAAAAAAAGAACCAAUAUUGGGGGUGUGGCUUAGAUGCAGGCACCAGCAUUUUGACUUCUCUUUUACCGUUUAAACCCUAGGAGUGGUCAGAAUGAAACUCCUCCUUGUAGUAUAAUUAUAAAACAGAUUGGUGAUGAGCAUUACAGACAUGAUCACACAAGAUGAAUUCAAUAAUUGAUACUUUCACAACUUCCACCCACUACUUCUUUAGGAAAUGCAUACAGACAACAAUGAGAAUUUGAAAUUUUGAUAUUUGGGUUUAAAGGGUUAACAUCCAUAUAGGAAUUAUCAAACACUGAGAGUGGAAAGGAAAUGAAAAAGAUCUGACUGAAAUUUACUUGAUAAAUUAUUGUCUCAUUGGAGUAAUUUGGUAUAUGUCAUAGUAAAUUGACACCUUAUGGUUGUGCAUAGGAAUUAUUUACCUCAUUAUCUCAUUUUUACUGCUACCAGUGUCAGUUACAUUGUUGCCAAAUUGAAAUUUGUAUUCUAUGCUGCUAGCUUUUAGGGUGGUUAGUGUUACUUGCUGCUUGGUUGACUAAAGUAACCAGAUUAGUGUAUUAGUACCGGUAUAUAUCAAACACAAGUUAGAGUGUUUUGUCAGGGUGUUCAAAUGCAGAGGUGGACUGAAAAAGAGUUUUACAGCCACAUUUUUUGUAUGGUUUAUGACUUUUCCAUCAUCGUGAUUUGUUACAUUGUUUUUGUUUUGAAAUAGUUGUGAUGUUGUAAAAAUAGGACACUCCAAAAUUAAUGGUGCAGGUGAUACCCAUGUGAAAGCAGCAAGGAUGCUUUUCAGAAAGUUGGAAUUAAUCCUCUGAAGGGGACCAAUAGAUAUAUGAUUUAUUUGACACCUCCCCUUGAGAAGUAACAAAAACAGAAGUAAUCUACUUGUGUUAAAGAACUUGUCGUUGAUUACCUUUUUCUUUCUUCUCUCUGGUUUUCGUUUUUGUCUCUUUUUCCCCGUACAACCCUUAAGCAAUACCUUCAUGGGUGUAAGUUUAGUUGUUUGAUCAUCUUGAACACACUAAGUGAACCUAACUUGAGCAUCCCCAUGCUUUCAUAUGUGAGUCCCGCCUUAACACUUCAUGAAUUACUGUUGUUUAUGGGUUUGUCUUUAGUAUGAAUUUCAGUCAUCUCUGCAAGUCUGAAACUCCCUUAGAGUCAAGCAAAUGGCUGAAAUUAAGGCUGAAUUUGUCUUGUCAUUUUCACUAAAUUUUAUAAAUCUGAAGCUGUUUGUAAUUAAUGUGGAGGGUUAAUUAGUAUUUAAAUCAUACUUUGGCAUUGCAUCUUGGUGGUUAUUAAAGAUUUUCAGGUUUUUAAGGGUUUAUCUGGAGAAACGGAUGUUUUUGCAGGCUAUGGUCAUGUUAACUAAAACUGGAUUUGCAUUUAUCUUCUUUCGAAUGACUCAGCCUUUGGAACCAACUGGCUUGAAAUACAGGAAAUGUUGCCAUGGAAAUAUGGCAUUUUCACAGGUAAAUUAUAACUUAACGCUGAGACUUUGCACCAAAAUUAAGGACUAAUUAUUUGUCAGUCAUGAUAUUAAUAAAUAACCAUGUUACAGUGGAACCUUCAUAUAACGCACCUCCGUAUAACAAAGUCCUCAGUAUAAUGAAUGAUUUUCUUUACCCCAAUUAUUGUAAAAAUUAUUAUAUGCAAAAGCACCUUGGUAUAAUGAAACCUCAUUGUAGCAAACAAAUUUUGCUAACCCCUUGGCACUUUGUUAUAUUGAGGUUUUGCUGUGGUCAAAAUGGUUUUAUCACCGUAAUAACACAGCGACAGCAUGACAAGCAAUUAAUAAGAGAUGACUAGUGUCAAUACAUAUUAAAUGUAUACUGAAAUUUAUACUGAACAUCUCUUUAUACUAAACUAACCAAUUCAAUGCAUCUUAUUGCAAAAGAAGUUACACUAGCACAUUUUUAUAAACCUUUUAGAUAUUCUGCAUGAUUCAAAACAAUCAAAACUAAACUGUAAGCUCAUCAAUAAUCAGAAAAACCAGGGGGAACCACCAGUACGACAUACGUGUAGUUUGGAUUGUAGUUGCAGGUACUCAAAUGUAAAUUUUUGUGCAACUGUUAAAUUGUAGCUUACUCCAAAAUAAGCUACAUUGGUUCUUGAAAAAGUACCAGACCAGCAGUAAUAUUGAACAGCGAAAUAAUAAGUUAAUCAAACAUAAAUACUACGACAAUCACAAUUUAUACACUAAAUUAACAACCGUUUUUCGGGACAAAUUAACUUGAUCAAUCUAAACAUACCUUCUUUUACAUUAAAUAAAUUACUAUUUUAAACCAACAGCUGAUACAAAAGCCAAAUCAGAUUUCCCAGUCAAGACAAAAUUGAUCGAAAAAAUAGGCGGUAAAUUAAACACUACGAAUUUGUAAUCUUACCAAAUUAUGGAACAUAUUUGUAAGGGUCCAUGCUGUCGGGGUAUCGAAAAAAGGCACGCUCAAAAUAACCAAAUGGCCGAUUAUAAUGAGCAAUACAUAGGUAAACCACGUUCCCUUGCUUUCCAGCCAGGAUUCGUUCGGAUUGUUGAUGCUGAGACCUCUCUCAGCUUUCAUUUUCCGUGUUAAUUCGCUAAAUCUUGGAGUCACUAAACUUUUAACAAAUUUCUUUUUACGUACUAAAGUUAAUUGUGACGCAUACAAUAUACGUAAAACCGCUGUUUUGUUUGAUCUGUGUGUCAUGUGACCUACGCGUCAUGUAAGCAUUUGCAUAUUUCAAGGUUGCGUUUCGCACACUUUCGUCUUGCAAAUAUUAUAUCCGAUAAGGCGUUUCAGAUCUUUCUUGUGCAGUUGCUUUAUCCAGUUUGCUGUAGUGCAAGUUGAAGACCAAGAUGGCUGCCAGGGCAAAGACCAAGAAGACAACAAAAAAGCGAGCUCACCGAGCUACAUCGAACGUGUUCGCUAUGUUCGAUCAGAACCAAAUUCAAGAAUUCAAGGAGGCGUUUAACAUGAUAGAUCAAAACCACGAUGGUUUCGUCGAUAAAGAAGACCUACAUGACAUGCUGGCUUCCUUGGGUAAAGACCCAACUGAUGAUUACCUGGAGGAAAUGAUAAAGAUGUCUCCCGGACCAAUCAACUUCACAAUGUUUCUAACAUUGUUUGGCGAGAAAUUGAACGGGACAGAUCCUGAAGAUGUAAUCAACAAUGCGUUUGCCUGUUUCGACGAAGGAGGGAACGGUAAAAUACAUGAAGAUUUUCUUAAAGAGGCUCUAGUUACGAUGGGAGAUAGAUUCACUGAAGAUCAAGUUGAUGAUGUCCUUCGUGACGCGCCUAUUGACAAAGAUGGCUACUUAGACUACAACCAAUUCACUCAUAUUUUGAAGCAUGGGAAAAAGGAGGACGACUAGGGUAACGAUGAGAACUAUAGUUGUCUUCGCUUAGCUCUGAAAAGUCUUUUCCUAACUUAGAUUUAAAAUGGACCUGAAAUUAGUCUUCAUAAAGUGUAUAAUCUUGAUUUUGCUGGGUGUUUAGCGCACAUUUGACACAUCAUUGUCAUCAUCAUCAUCUUCAUCUAAUGAUCAAUGGUGAUCUAGAUAAGCCUGUAAAGCAUCACAUAUGUAAUGCAGAUUUUAUAUCCUUAUCUUUAAUUUACCUCAAAAACCAUUGAGGUGAACAAAGAAGUCAAAGUUAUAUUUUACCAUAAUUUCUCUUCAUACACGCUAUACUAUUUUUUCGGAAAAAAGAAAAAAAGAACCAAUAUUGGGGGUGUGGCUUAGAUGCAGGCACCAGCAUUUUGACUUCUCUUUUACCGUUUAAACCCUAGGAGUGGUCAGAAUGAAACUCCUCCUUGUAGUAUAAUUAUAAAACAGAUUGGUGAUGAGCAUUACAGACAUGAUCACACAAGAUGAAUUCAAUAAUUGAUACUUUCACAACUUCCACCCACUACUUCUUUAGGAAAUGCAUACAGACAACAAUGAGAAUUUGAAAUUUUGAUAUUUGGGUUUAAAGGGUUAACAUCCAUAUAGGAAUUAUUCAAACACUGAGAGUGGAAAGGAAAUGAAAAAGAUCUGACUGAAAUUUACUUGAUAAAUUAUUGUGUCUCAUUGGAGUAAUUUGGCAUAUGUCACAGUAAAUUGACACCUUAUGGUUGUGCAUAGGAAUUAUUUACCUCAUUAUCUCAUUUUUAAGAGCGAAGCUUUCAGCUGCAGCGAUAAUAACAUGCUUGCUACCAGUGUCAAUUACAUUGUUGCCAAAUUAAAACUAAUUGAAUUCUAUUAUGCUGCUAGCUUUCAGGUUGGUUAGUGUUGUUUGCUGCUUGGUUGACUUAAGUAACCAGAUUAGUGUAUUAGUAUAAAUCAAACACAAGUUAGAGUGUUUUGUCAGGGUGUCCAAACACAGAGAUGGACUGAAAAAGAGAUUUUCAGCCACAUUUUUUGUCUGGCUUAUGACUUUUCCGUCAGCGUGAUUUGUUACAUUGUUUUUGUUUUGAAAUGGUUUUGUUGUAAAAAUAGCACACUCCCAAAUUAAUGGUGCAGGUGAUACCCAUGUGAAAGCAGCAAGGAUGCUUUUCAGAAAGUUGGAAUUAAUCCUCUGAAGGGCACCAAUAGAUAUAUGAUUUAUUUGACACCUCCCCUUGAGAAGUAACAAAAACAGAAGUAAUCUACUUGUGUUAAAGAAUUUGUCGUUGAUUACCUUUUUCUUUCUUCUCUUUGGUUUUCGUUUUUGUCUCUUUUUCCUCUUACAAUCCUUAAGCAAUACCUUCAUCGGUAUAAGUAUAGUUGUUUGAUCAUCUUGAAUACACUAAGUGAACCUAACUUGAGCAUCCUCAUGCUUUCAUAUGUGAGUCCCACCUUAACACUUCAUGAAUUUCUGUUGUUCAUGGGUUUGUCUUUAGUAUGAAUUUCAGUCAUCUCUGCAAGUCUGAAACUCCUUUAGAGUCAAGCAAAUGGCUGAAAUUAAGGCUGAAUUUGUCUCGUCAUUUUCACUAAAUUUUAUAAAUCUGAAGCUGUUUGUAAUUAAUGUGGAGGGUUAAUUAGUAUUUAAAUCAUACUUUGGCAUUGCAUCUUGGUGGUUAUUAAAGAUUUUCAGGUUUUUAAGGGUUUAUCAUCAUUGUCAUUUGUUUUCUGUUGCUGUCUCAAGAAAAUCCGUGUACGGUGUUUUUUGUUGACUGAUUUCUUUAAGUUAGUUAGAAUUUAUCAUGGUGCCAUGUUAUACCAUCAAAAGAACAUUUUUGCCUAGUAAGAAAACUAAGAAAAUUAUUUACUCACUGCUUACUUGCAGGCUAUCACCUGAAUCAUGGAAGGGAGCUGAAGUCUUUUAUGAGUCAAGUAACUGCCUAAUGAACAUUCUCUCUAACUCUAAACAGAGGAUGGGUGCUUUGAUUAAAUUAUAGAAGUGUGACUGUACCUCUUUUAAAAUGAUUGAUACAUUGAUACCAAUAACCCCCGCUUUGUUUAGGAUCAAUAAGUUUUCUAUUGUUUGCAAGUUUUUAGGAAACUUGCCUGAAGAAUAAUCAUCAUUUGACAUGACUGUACUAGCUUGUAACAUGUUAUAAGAAAGGAAAGUCGGUAUUCUGUCCUUUUUUUUAACCAGAAGAACAUUUUAGUUUCGUCGACUGGGUAGUUGAACCGGAUGUAGACUAGGCGAGGUUUGCAAACCUAAACUUCCGGUGUCUUCGCUGACGUAAGCACUAGGAAGCCUGGACACGAUAACAAUAUUAGAGGUCGUGUUUCAAAUGUUAGGGAGCAGCACACAAGGUUUUUUCUGGUUUCUAUUUUGCCUUUGCUGUUAACUGGAUCGUGAUUCCCCGAGCCACAUCAUAAGAUGGCUUCGCGAAAAACGAAGAAGUCGAGUAAAAAGAGGGCUCACAGAGCCACCUCGAACGUUUUUGCUAUGUUCGAUCAGAACCAAAUUCAAGAAUUCAAAGAGGCCUUCAACAUGAUCGAUCAAAAUAGCGACGGUUUCGUUGAUAAAGAAGACCUGCAUGACAUGCUGGCUUCCUUGGGUAAAGACCCAACUGAUGAAUACUUGGAGGAAAUGGUGAAGAUGUCACCUGGACCGAUCAACUUCACAAUGUUUCUGACAUUGUUUGGCGAGAAAUUGAACGGGACAGAUCCUGAAGAUGUAAUCAACAAUGCGUUUGCCUGUUUUGACGAAGAUGGCAACGGUAAAAUACAUGAAGAUUUUCUUAAAGAGGCUCUAGUUACGAUGGGAGAU